GGCUGAUAAACAGCGGUCCAGCGAGAAGAGAGAAAAGACAAAGAGCCAAUGUUUCGUUUCACCUAGCGGCUUUUUGAAACAAGAAACCGAACCAACCAUCGUUUUGCUCAUUCCACUAUAUCGUCGACACCCCCCACUCACUCACUGUCUUUCCGUCGAGAUCAUCAUCAGUGAACCGAGGAGGGAUCAUGCCCGCCACGCAGGCCCCCCCUACCAGCGAGGACGAGCACGGAACGAGACCCCUCCCCGUAUCGCGCGCGGUUGACAUCCUGCCAGACCCGCGCUCUGCACUCCCUCGCUACGCCGCCUACUUCCGCGCCCGCCACCGUUUCUGGGAGGCCUUCCCGGAGGGGCAAUACGUGCGCCUGCCCACGCCGGGUACCGACCUCGAGUGCGGCUUCCACGCGCUCAUCCUGUCCAUGCGGCAUCAGCUGGGCGCACGCUGCGCCUCCGGCCCCGGCUCCGAUCCCGGCGGCGAGGCGGGGUCGGCGGUGCGGGUCCCCACCCUGGAGGAGCUGCGGGCCGUCUUUCGCGGGGCGGUCGUGCAGGGGGAGAACGCGGGGGCGGGGAUGGCGAACCUGAGCUGGUUCACGGCCGACCAGCUGGCGGCCGUCUUUGCCGAGUGGGGGCGGCGGUUCCUGGGCGGCGGGCAGAGGUGUCAGAUGGGGUGGGUGACCGACCGGGACGAGGAGCUGGGCCUGGAGGGGUGGCCGGUCAUGAUGAACACUCCGGACGUGGAGACCGGGGAGGUCGGGGAGGGGAUCGUGAGGGUCUGGGUUUGGAACGACGGCGGCUCGUUACGGGGCGGGAUCGGCCACUUUGAGGGCAUCAGGCGGCCGACGCAGAGGGAGCUGGCGGUGAUGGGAGAUGGGCAGUAGAGAAGAGCGAGAAGAGCCGGCGAACUCACGCGGUUCCGGAAGGCUCAAGAACCAGGUCUGUUGCCGUCGCAACUCUGAGCGGCAGGCAAGGGGAAGGGGUAAGAGACUGGAAGCUGAGGUGGGCUCGGGCAUG
Messenger RNA from Thermothelomyces thermophilus ATCC 42464, 1011 nucleotides. RefSeq lists its product as uncharacterized. The transcript has a single exon. The record is from RefSeq and is a predicted model, not a curated record. Lineage: Eukaryota; Fungi; Ascomycota; Sordariomycetes; Sordariales; Chaetomiaceae. Bases 189 to 878 code for a protein of 229 amino acids.